UCUCAGUGCGGAGCCCUUGGCGGUGUGGGGAGCAGCGACCGCGAGGACGAGCUCGGGAGCAUCAGCCGCGGCUGCGGAAGCUGGAGCCAGAGCCGGAACCACACCCACGCCGCUGCCCCUCUCCUCCUCUGCCCUCUCGCUGCCCCGCGGGAGCCCGCGUCCCUGAAGGAGAGCAGCCGCCCCCGCCCGGAGCAUCCUCCCCACCGGAGCCGGCGCCUACAGAUCCGGAGGCAUGAUGCGGCUGCGAGGCUCGGCGAUGCUUCGGGACCUGCUUCUGCGGCCGCCCGCCGCCGCCUGCCUGGCUCUGAGGCGGGCGCAGCCCCUCGCCACUCUGUGCCGGCGCCCCCAAGGCGGGGAACCGGCGGCCGCGCGACUGCACCCGUGGUGGGGUGGGGGCGGCCGGCCGGCGGGCCCACUGGCGCUAGGCAUGUCCAGCUCCCCCUCGGAGAUCCUGCAGGAGCUGGGCAAAGGGGGCGCGCAGCAGCAGCAGCCGCAGCAGCAGCAGCAACCGUCGCCUCAGCAGCAGCAGCCUGGGGCGUCGCCGCCCGCGGCCCCGCCGGCGUCCGGCCCCAAGGACGGCCUGGGGGAGACGGACGCGUUCGGCAACAGCGAGGGCAAGGAGCUGGCGGCCUCAGGCGAAAAUAAAAUAAAACAGGGUUUGUUGCCUAGCUUGGAAGAUUUGCUGUUCUAUACAAUUGCAGAAGGACAAGAGAGAAUACCUGUCCAUAAAUUUAUUACAGCACUCAAAUCUACAGGAUUGCGAACGUCUGAUCCCAGGUUGAAAGAGUGUAUGGAUAUGUUAAGAUUAACUCUUCAAACAACAUCAGAUGGUGUCAUGCUAGACAAAGAUCUUUUUAAAAAAUGUGUUCAAAGCAACAUUGUUUUGUUGACCCAAGCAUUUAGAAGAAAGUUUGUGAUUCCUGACUUUAUGUCUUUCACCUCACACAUUGAUGAGUUAUAUGAAAGUGCUAAAAAGCAGUCUGGAGGAAAGGUUGCAGAUUAUAUUCCUCAACUGGCCAAGUUCAGUCCCGAUUUAUGGGGUGUAUCUGUUUGUACAGUAGAUGGACAGAGGCAUUCCAUUGGAGAUACCAAAGUUCCAUUUUGUCUUCAGUCCUGUGUAAAACCUUUGAAGUAUGCCAUUGCUGUCAAUGAUCUUGGAACAGAGUAUGUGCAUCGCUAUGUUGGGAAGGAGCCAAGUGGAUUAAGAUUCAACAAACUGUUUUUAAAUGAAGACGAUAAGCCACACAACCCUAUGGUAAAUGCUGGAGCAAUUGUUGUGACUUCAUUAAUAAAGCAAGGAGUGAAUAAUGCUGAAAAAUUUGACUACGUAAUGCAAUUUUUGAAUAAGAUGGCCGGUAAUGAGUAUGUUGGAUUCAGUAAUGCAACGUUUCAGUCUGAAAGAGAAAGUGGAGAUCGAAAUUUUGCAAUAGGAUAUUACUUAAAAGAAAAAAAGUGUUUUCCAGAAGGCACAGAUAUGGUUGGCAUAUUAGACUUCUAUUUCCAGCUCUGCUCCAUUGAAGUAACUUGUGAAUCGGCCAGUGUAAUGGCUGCAACACUGGCUAACGGUGGUUUCUGCCCAAUUACUGGUGAAAGGGUGCUGAGCCCUGAAGCAGUUCGAAAUACACUGAGUUUGAUGCAUUCCUGUGGCAUGUAUGAUUUCUCAGGGCAGUUUGCUUUCCAUGUUGGUCUUCCUGCAAAAUCUGGCGUUGCUGGGGGCAUUCUUCUAGUUGUCCCCAAUGUCAUGGGCAUGAUGUGCUGGUCUCCGCCUCUGGACAAGAUGGGCAACAGUGUUAAGGGAAUUCACUUCUGUCAUGAUCUUGUUUCUUUGUGCAAUUUCCAUAAUUAUGAUAAUUUGAGACACUUUGCAAAAAAACUUGAUCCUCGAAGAGAAGGUGGUGAUCAAAGGCAUUCCUUUGGACCAUUGGACUAUGAAAGUCUGCAACAAGAACUUGCUUUAAAAGAGACAGUAUGGAAAAAAGUGUCACCUGAGUCAAAUGAGGACAUCUCUACAACUGUAGUGUAUAGAAUGGAAAGUCUGGGAGAAAAAAGCUAAAGAAGUGGGUUCUAGUUUCAGAAUGUUCUUCAUUUAACCUUUCAGGCAUCUUUAGCUUUUUCUUACAUCAAACAUCUUUAGCUUUUUUGCAUACUAUAAUAUUUAUUUGAGUUUUUUUUUGUGUGUGUGUGUUCUCAACUUUGGGUGCUGGAACCAUUAAGCUUUUUUUUUCUUUUAAUCUCUGUGUUAAUACAAUGAAAGUGGAUUUGUUGGUCUUUUAAAAAAGUAUUUAAAAAUAAAGCAAACUUGCUUUAUUUGGAAAAAUGCUAAAAGGAAAAAUUUCUGAAAUUUUUCUUUGUAUUAAAAUUGUAACUAUAUAGUUAGUUCCAUUCUAGAAUAGUAACAGCUUUGUAAUUCUUGGUUCUAAAAUCCACACAUUUAGCUUCUCUAAGUUUUGUUGCAUUUUAUUUUUUUUUUCCAGUUUUAAGACUGACAUGUCCAUAGUGGCAGUAGAAAGUAUUUCUAUGCUCAAUACAAAACUAAAAUAUUCAAAAUAAUGAAUUGCAGAUUAUUGAAUAUAGCAGAUAAUAAAAUUAGCGCAAGUUUACAUUAAACCAUUUUUAGUGAUAGAUUGGGUUUACAUUUUAAAAGUUCAUUUAAAAUUUUAUCAAACACUUUUAAGUGUGUCUUGCUUUUUUACUUUGCAACUUCUUUGUUCUGUGAGAAUUGUCAUGUACAGGAGUGUUUUAUGUUACUAAACCAUUCUAGCCAAAGAAUUUCAGAUGUAAGAUAAAUGACAUAUUUCACUGUUAAAAAGCUAUAAUGGUUAUUACUCAGAAGCAGUGACAGUGAGUGUCUUCAUGUGAAAUGUUUACCUGAACAAUUAUAUUUUGGUAUUAUCCACGUUACUUUUUUUCUAUGUUAUAUUUAAGUAUGAAUGGUGAAUUUUGGUUUUUUAGCUUUUAAUAAUUUUAUUAUCGUAAUAAUUUCACGAAUGCUAACGAGUCUUUUAUUAUACAUUAUAACAUCUUGUAGAAUUUGUUCUAUUUGAACUCUUCUAGAGUACUUAGGAAAUGAAUGAAUUCAGUCUGAAGGUAGUAUGUUACUAAAAUUUCUGCUAGAUCUGGAUCCUUUGGUUAUAUUGAGAAUCAAAACUUGUUUUUUGGAGAAGGUCUAUGGGUUGUGUACAGCCUGAUUUCAGAUAAUUCACAAUAUUUAGUCUAUCUUGGCAAAGUGAUUGUAAAGUUUUGUAGGACCUAUUCACACUUUUUCCUUCCUCCAUAUACCUGUCCAAUUCUCACAACUCCCUACAGCUUCAAGCUUGGUAGUUUCUUGGCAUUUUACUCAUUUUUGAACUUACAAGCUUUGGAGAGGCAGAAAUGAGAUCUAGAAGGAGAAUUUGAUAGUUUCAUGACACCUAUGUGAUAGGCUCACGUCUGUAAAAGUAACUGUAGAGCGGCAAGAAGGAUUGCAUUGGGUAAUUGCAAUACUAGUGCUAACACAGGUAAUUCUGAUCCUAUGAGUUUGGGAACUUUGAUACUAAGAAAACAAGUUUCCUCCCGGUAUUGGUCAGAAGCCUUUGGGUGAGCUUAAACACUAAAAUCGCAUUUUUAAAUAACUUAUGUUUUAGAAAAUUUUAUGUUAUAUGAACAUUCCUCUAACACCCAGAUGCAUAUCCUAACUGGAUGCUUCUAGUUUUGCCACGUUGGGGGGGUGGAGGAGUUUGAAGCUCCACCCUUGGCAUUCACUUGGGACAGUGUUAUUUGUGUUGAUUCCAUGAGACCACUUAUGAUUUGAGGAACGAGAUCCCUUGAUAACUUGCAUAAAGAUUUAUUUUUUUCCUCCCAUACUUUAAAUUGUUUCAUCUUUAUUUGAAAGUAAGCUCUACUUUAUAAGAUGAAAUUUUAAAAUUUGUGUCAAUAUUCGUAUAUUAAUUUCUGGUGACUAUUAACUAUGUUGGUAAGGCUUAAGUGCACAUUUACCAACUGUAUUUAGGGUUUUCUAGUCUUGUCUGUUUAAAGAAUCUUGCUGAGAAUGAGCAGACAGAAAUUAUUGUAAAAAGGUAAAAAAUGGAAGAAGAGGAAAAAUAUUGUGAAUAGGCCCCCAAACUUUACUUAAAAAAACAAA
Messenger RNA from Condylura cristata (star-nosed mole), 4120 nucleotides. RefSeq names its product glutaminase (gene GLS). Lineage: Eukaryota; Metazoa; Chordata; Mammalia; Eulipotyphla; Talpidae. The record is from RefSeq and is a predicted model, not a curated record. Gene Ontology annotation, molecular function: glutaminase activity; protein binding. The coding region runs from base 233 to 2053 and encodes 606 amino acids. Gene Ontology annotation, biological process: L-glutamine catabolic process. The transcript has 15 exons.